AGUACGGCGGCACAUACUCACUGAUUUCUAUGGACCUUAACAAAUUAUAACGCAGGCACUUUAUUUAUCCUUUAAUUUCUUAUCCUUUUAUUUCACGUUUGUUACACGCUGGAGAGCUGAGCAGUUCACAAUGAACCUAGAGCUGCUCGAGUCUUUCGGCCAGAAUUACCCAGAGGAGGCGGAUGGCACUCUGGACUGCAUCAGUAUGGCCCUCACGUGCACGUUCAACCGCUGGGGCACCCUGCUGGCUGUGGGCUGCAACGAUGGCCGCAUCGUCAUCUGGGACUUCCUGACCCGCGGCAUCGCCAAAAUAAUCAGCGCACACAUACACCCCGUCUGCUCGCUCUGCUGGAGUCGAGACGGCCAUAAACUGGUCAGCGCGUCCACGGACAACAUCGUGUCCAUGUGGGAUGUUCUGACGGGCGACUGUGACCAGCGAUUCCGCUUCCCCUCGCCCAUCCUCAAAGUGCAGUAUCACCCUCGAGACCUAAACCAAGUGCUGGUGUGUCCAAUGAAGUCAGCUCCAGUGCUGUUGACCCUGGCUGACUCCAGGCAUGUUGUCCUGCCGGUGGAUGACGACUCAGACCUGAAUGUGGUGGCAGCGUUUGACCGCCGUGGAGAGUACAUAUACACUGGCAAUGCCAAGGGAAAGAUUUUGGUGUUGAAAACUGACAACCAGGAGCUGGUGGCUUCAUUUCGUGUGACAACAGGAACUAGCAACACCACUGCAAUCAAGUCGAUAGAGUUUGCACGUAAGGGCAGCUGUUUCCUCAUAAACACGGCGGACCGCAUCAUCCGUGUGUACGACGGGCGGGAGAUCCUGACCUGCGGGCGGGACGGAGAGCCGGAGCCCAUGCAGAAGCUGCAGGACCUGGUGAACAGGACCCCGUGGAAGAGGUGCUGCUUCUCUGGGGAUGGAGAGUACAUUGUGGCUGGCUCUGCCCGCCAACACGCCCUGUACAUCUGGGAGAAGAGCAUCGGGAACCUGGUGAAGAUCCUCCACGGCACCCGCGGGGAACUGCUGCUGGAUGUUGCAUGGCACCCGGUCAGGCCCAUCAUUGCCUCCAUCUCCAGUGGUGUGGUGUCCAUCUGGGCUCAGAACCAAGUGGAAAACUGGAGUGCAUUUGCACCGGACUUUAAGGAGCUGGAUGAGAACGUGGAGUAUGAGGAGAGGGAGUCUGAGUUCGACAUUGAGGAUGAGGACAAGAGCGAACCUGAGCAAACAGGGGCAGACGCUGCAGAGGACGAGGAGGUAGAUGUGACCUCCGUGGACCCCAUUGUGGCAUUUUGCAGCAGUGACGAGGAGCUGGAGGACUUCAAGGCGCUGCUGUACCUACCCAUCGCCCCUGAGGUGGAGGACCCGGAAGAGAACCCCUUCGGCCCCCCGCCUGACUCCGCCCCUGACGACGGCUCCGCCCACGCGGGGGGCGGGGAGAAGAAGCAGCGCCCGCCCCCUGCCGACGGAGCCCCGCCCAGGAAGAAGGCCCGGACCACCACCAUCCAGCUGCCCGGGGUCCCCAGUGACGAAGUGCACCCCCUGCUGGGCGUGAAGGGCGACAGCAAGUCGAAGAAGAAGGCGGCCGGCCGGCCGAAGGGCUCGAAAGGUAACGAGAGAGACUCUCAUUUUAAGCGCAAACUUCUCAAGGGGCACAGAGGGCUGGUCGUGGAGGCGCGAGGAGGAGCGGGACUGAAGGGCAAAGUGCAGGCAGAGACAGGACGGCUCAGGCCAGGGAAUUUGGUGACCGUGCCUUUCACGCAGCAUGAAGUUCAGGGAUUGGACUGAUUUUGCGAACACUGCCUCCCAGUGGCCGGAGGUCGAACAGCCACCUGCACUUUCUAUGCUCCGUUCCCUAAGGAUGUGUGUUGGGUUUGAAGUACGUUUUUGUGGCGUUGACAUUUGGAAAUUCAAAAAGUGACGGUGCACUCCCACAGCUACAGAAACACAAAUUACAGGAUACAAUGCCACAGUACUCCAGUCCAACCUCGGUGUCUGUCCAUCACAUAGUACAGUACCCCACACCCCUCCAAACCACUGCUACUCGGCGCAGAGCUACAUGCAGACACCCAUAACUGCAUAACUCUUCCUCCGCCUGGUGAAAAUAUCCAGCUGUGUGAUGCACUUUUGGAACCAAUCAAGCAGCCAGUGUGUGUAGCAAAAAUGUCAAUUUGUUUAAAAUAGAUUUUUGAACAUUUCUUGCUUUUUUGUAUCUUUUCUCUUUUUUUUUACUUUGAUAAAAGAACGUGUACCAUAUGUGUGUAAAUAUUCUGUUGUAAGAAUGAUUCUCCUGUCAUUGUGCCUCUGUGAGCUUUCUGUUUCUUCCGCCUAUAUACAUGUGAAAAGAUUUUAAAAUGAACACAAUAAAGAAACAAAAAUUUGAA
Molecule: messenger RNA, 2379 nt
Organism: Conger conger (European conger)
Lineage: Eukaryota; Metazoa; Chordata; Actinopteri; Anguilliformes; Congridae
Product: retinoblastoma-binding protein 5-like
Exons: 14
Coding region: 131-1783 (550 amino acids)
Cellular component (GO): Set1C/COMPASS complex
Molecular function (GO): protein binding
Source: RefSeq, a predicted model, not a curated record